Messenger RNA from Rotaria sp. Silwood2, 408 nucleotides. The record is from the annotation of a GenBank genome assembly. NCBI's taxonomy places the organism in Eukaryota, Metazoa, Rotifera, Eurotatoria, Philodinida, Philodinidae.
AUGUGUAACAGACGAGUCACUCAAGUGACAACAAGUUUUGUUCGACAACUGGCUAAACCAAUACCAAUGAAAGUUGAAGAUGAUCAUCAUGAUGAUGAACAUACACAUAUUUCUCUACCAAAAACACCAACACCAAAAACAUUUUUGUCAAUGAGUAAAUUGUUAUUACGUGGAAAUGUUUCAAUUACAACUGGUCUUAAUACUGCUCUUAGUAUUCGUCAUGCGCAUACUGAUAUUCAAGUACCAAAUUUUGAUUAUUAUCGUCGUAAAGCACGUCUUGAUCCAUCGAAAUCGUAUCGAGAUGCUGGUGAUACCGCUUCACCUUACUCCUAUUUAGCUCCUGUUGGUAAGUCUAAUCUUUAUUGGAAAAAACAUCAUAUACGAUGUUGGUUAUGCCGUAAAAUUUAA